GUAGCAUGUAAAAGAAAUAUUAUCGAGGCACAUGCGAAUUUGGUGCAGAGUAUAUAUUUGGUGUUGCUUAGAAGGAAGGGGCAGUGAGUGGUUGUAAGAAAAGGAAAUGAAGAAGAAGGAAAUAAUGGUGAUGGUUCCGUAUCCGGCACAGGGACACGUUAGUCCCAUGCAAAAGCUAGGCUGGGAAUUUGUGAGGCAGGGGUUCGAGGCUGUGAUUGUGAUCCCCAAAUUUAUUCACAGGCAGAUAGCAGAGCUUCAGAAAAAUGAUGAGAAUGAGAUGAUAAAGUGGGUGGCUCUGCCAGAUCAUGAAGAAGAAGAAGGAAGCAACCCACCAGAAGAUUUCUUCGCCAUAGAAUCGGCCAUGGAGAACAGCAGCAUCACAACUCACUUGGAAGCACUGCUCCAUAGCCUGGCCGCAGAGGGAGGUCACGUGGCCUGCUUGGUGGUUGACUUAUUGGCAUCUUGGGCCAUACAAGUAUCCGAUAGGCUUGCCAUCCCUUGUGCUGGCUUUUGGCCCGCCAUGUUCGCCACAUACCUCUUCAUUUCUGCCAUACCUCACUUUCUCCAAACUCGCCUCAUUUCAAACUCUGGACUUCCACAACACGAGGGAAAAUUUAGCCUUGAACCUGAGCUGCCGGUGAUUUCAACUGAGGAUCUGCCAUGGCUUGUGGGAACAGACGCUGCAAGGAAAGCAAGAUUUAAAUUUUGGAAAAGAACUUUGGAGAGAUCAAGUGCUCUGAAAUGGCUCCUGGUGAAUUCCUUUCCCGAUGAAAGCAAACUCGAAUUGGCAAACAACAAGAAGUUUACAGCUUGUCGACGAGUGUUGCCAAUAGGCCCUAUUUGUAAUUGUAGGAAUGAUGAGUUGAGAAAAAGUGUGAGCUUUUGGGAAGAAGAUAUGAGCUGCUUGAAGUGGCUAGAAAAGCAGAAGGCCAAGUCAGUUGUAUACAUCUCAUUCGGAAGUUGGGUGAGUCCCAUUGGGGAAGCAAAGUUGAAAAAUUUAGCACUGGCACUCGAGGCUUCAGGGAGGCCUUUCAUUUGGGUAUUGAGGUCCACUUGGCGUCAUGGCUUACCACUUGGGUUUAUGGAAAGGGUUGUGAAGCAAGGCAGAGGCAUGAUGGUUUCUUGGGCACCACAGAAUCAGAUUUUGCAGCAUAACUCUGUGGCUUGUUAUAUCACACACUGCGGCUGGAAUUCCAUAUUGGAGGCUUUACAGUUCCAAAAGAAAUUGCUUUGCUACCCGGUGGCAGGGGACCAGUCUGUCAACUGUGCCUAUGUUGUUCAGGUUUGGAGGGUAGGUUUAAAACUCAAUGGCCUUGAACCAAAGGAUGUUGAAGAAGGACUUGUAAGGGUCAUACAAGAUAAGGAAAUGGAUACCCGGUUAAGGAUAUUGAAUCAAAGAAUCAUGGGUACCAAUAAUAAGACGGGGGCUCUCAUGUUGAAAACCUUCCUCCAAGAUCUCAAGAAGGCAAGCUCUACAGCAACUACAUGAAUUAUUACUCCAUGCAGGUCUUUCUGAAGACCCUCACCCAAAAAAUUAUUUCUCUAUGUUAAGGCAUUGUAAAAAUCAGAAGAAUAAUCGACACUCCACCUUGUCUUUAGGCUCUGUGAUCGCCAUGUCUAGUUAACUCACUAGAAUCUACGCAUAUUUUUAUGAGUUAUUAUAAUAAUUUUCUCUUUUCAAGUGUAUUUUUAUCAGUGAUCAUUCUUAAAUCUCUCUGCCUGUCCGAUCCCGUAAGAAAUUGCAGUUUGUCUCUGCUAGUAUGUUUCUUUGGUAAUUUAUUACAAAAUUUUAAAUUUGCUAUA
This is a messenger RNA of Glycine soja, 1803 nucleotides long. RefSeq names its product UDP-glycosyltransferase 82A1. The coding region runs from base 107 to 1489 and encodes 460 amino acids. The transcript has 2 exons. The record is from RefSeq and is a predicted model, not a curated record. Gene Ontology annotation, molecular function: UDP-glycosyltransferase activity. Lineage: Eukaryota; Viridiplantae; Streptophyta; Magnoliopsida; Fabales; Fabaceae.